This is a messenger RNA of Protobothrops mucrosquamatus (brown spotted pit viper), 924 nucleotides long. RefSeq names its product thioredoxin related transmembrane protein 1 (gene TMX1). The record is from RefSeq and is a predicted model, not a curated record. The transcript is spliced from 8 exons. Bases 56 to 907 code for a protein of 283 amino acids. NCBI's taxonomy places the organism in Eukaryota, Metazoa, Chordata, Lepidosauria, Squamata, Viperidae.
GGCAUCCUUUCUGAUUGGGUUUCCUGGCACUCUGCUAAGACGGAAAUAGUCCAAGAUGAUGGCGGUCGUUAUUCCUCUCCGUGCUUUCUCAGCGAGGUCUGCCCGGAUAGCGCUCGCCUCGAUGCUGCUGCUUAUAGCGCCGGGUCUCGCUUUGGCCGGGAGGAAUCAAGUCAAAGUACUGACUGACGGAGCGUGGCAAGAACUGCUGCAGGGCGAGUGGAUGGUGGAAUUCUAUGCUCCUUGGUGUCCUGCCUGUCAGAAUUUACAGCCAGAAUGGGACAGUUUUGCCGAAUGGAGCGAGGAUCUUGAAGUGAACAUUGCCAAAGUAGAUGUAACAGAGCAGCCAGGACUAAGUGGAAGGUUUGUCAUAACAGCACUUCCCACCAUUUACCAUUGUAAAGAUGGAGAAUUUAGACGGUACCAAGGUUCCCGAACUAAAAGUGACUUUAUCAAUUUCAUCAGUGAGCAAGAAUGGAAGUCUGUUGAGCCUAUUUCUUCAUGGCUUGGACCAUCUUCAUUUCUGAUGAGCAGCAUGUCUGCCUUAUUUCAGCUUUCCAUGUGGAUUAGGCAAUGUCACACUUAUUUCACAGAAAACCUUGGUAUACCAAACUGGGGAUCCUAUGCAAUUUUUGCAUUUGUAACUUUGUUUUUGGGGCUGCUGCUAGGCCUUAUCAUGGUGUUUCUGGCCGAUUGUGUUUGUCCCUCUAAAAAGCAAAGGCCACACCAGCACCUUCAUCAGAGAAAGCUACCAGAAUCUGCUCAGCAUUUGAAAAAAAAAAGCGAAGGACUUGAUGGAGUCAAUCUUGAUGGUGGAAUGGACCGUGGAGAUCCAGGGUACCCUGUUCCUCCACCAAACCCAGUGAGACAACGCGUCGCAAAACCAGCUUCUGAAGCAGAACAGUCAUAGCUCCUGCCAUCUUCUGG